CAUUUCUGCCGCCUCGACGAUUCCCCGUCCUAUAUAUACCUGCCUCUGCUUACCCUUUCUCUCAUUCGAUUCGUAAUAUCAUCUACUCCUUUGAAAGCUCCGAAGUCUCCUUAUUUUCGUUUUUGCAAAAGCUCUAAAGUCUCCUUCAAAGCUCAAGAUGCAGAUCUUCGUUAAGACCCUCACCGGGAAGACCAUUACCCUCGAGGUUGAAAGCUCAGAUACCAUCGACAACGUUAAGGCUAAGAUCCAGGAUAAAGAGGGAAUCCCCCCGGACCAGCAGCGUCUGAUCUUCGCUGGAAAGCAGCUCGAGGACGGACGUACCCUUGCCGACUACAACAUUCAGAAAGAGUCUACACUCCACCUCGUCCUAAGGCUCAGGGGAGGGAUGCAAAUCUUUGUGAAGACCCUCACCGGAAAGACAAUUACCCUCGAGGUGGAGAGCUCUGACACUAUUGAUAACGUCAAAGCUAAGAUCCAGGACAAGGAGGGAAUUCCCCCAGACCAGCAGCGUUUGAUCUUUGCCGGAAAGCAGCUUGAAGACGGCCGAACCCUUGCAGACUACAAUAUCCAGAAGGAAUCCACUCUCCACCUUGUUCUCAGGCUAAGGGGUGGGAUGCAGAUAUUCGUUAAGACCCUCACUGGUAAGACCAUUACCCUUGAGGUUGAAAGCUCCGACACCAUCGAUAAUGUCAAGGCCAAGAUUCAGGACAAAGAAGGUAUCCCCCCAGACCAGCAGCGUUUGAUAUUCGCUGGUAAGCAGCUCGAGGAUGGCCGUACCCUUGCUGACUACAACAUCCAGAAAGAGUCUACCCUCCACUUGGUGCUUCGGUUGAGAGGUGGCAUGCAAAUCUUCGUGAAGACGCUUACCGGCAAGACCAUCACCCUGGAGGUUGAGAGCUCGGACACCAUAGAUAACGUGAAGGCCAAGAUCCAGGACAAGGAGGGUAUUCCUCCUGACCAACAGAGGCUUAUCUUUGCUGGAAAGCAGCUUGAUGACGGCCGGACCUUGGCUGAUUACAAUAUCCAAAAGGAGUCUACCCUUCACUUGGUUUUGCGUCUGAGGGGUGGUAUGCAAAUUUUUGUCAAGACACUCACGGGAAAGACCAUUACCCUGGAGGUAGAAAGCUCUGAUACGAUUGACAAUGUUAAGGCCAAAAUCCAGGACAAGGAGGGGAUCCCACCGGACCAGCAGAGGCUGAUCUUCGCUGGAAAGCAGCUUGAAGAUGGGAGGACCCUUGCGGAUUAUAACAUCCAAAAGGAGUCGACCCUUCACUUGGUGCUGCGUCUUCGUGGUGGGAUGCAGAUAUUUGUGAAGACCCUGACAGGGAAGACCAUCACCCUGGAGGUGGAAAGUUCUGAUACGAUCGACAACGUGAAGGCGAAAAUUCAGGACAAGGAGGGUAUACCUCCAGACCAGCAGCGUCUCAUCUUCGCUGGGAAACAGCUUGAGGAUGGACGAACCCUCGCCGACUAUAACAUUCAGAAGGAAUCUACCCUUCACCUUGUCCUCCGUCUUCGUGGUGGCCUUUGAAUCUUUCUGAAGGGGUCUGUGAAAUGGGUGUUGGUAGUCAGCUCAUGUGGUGGUGGAUAAUGAAUAAAUAAGGUUUCUUUUUUCUCUUUUGACAUGCAGGUUCGUCGGAUAACGGCGAUUAUUUAGUGAGGGCGGAAGAUUGGGUUUUUUUUUUUUUUUAAUAAAUUAUGUUUGUGUUAGUACUUACGGGUUGUGUAUCCCCCCCCCUCCCCCUUGAAAAUAGUAAUAGCUAUGUUUCUUUAGUAACCACUCUUUGGUUUCUUAUUUUGUUACUCAUUUUCAUGUUUUUUGCUUUCGGUAAUCAUCUUUGAUAUGGAUUCGUCUGA
Molecule: messenger RNA, 1857 nt
Organism: Macadamia integrifolia
Lineage: Eukaryota; Viridiplantae; Streptophyta; Magnoliopsida; Proteales; Proteaceae
Product: polyubiquitin-like
Exons: 2
Coding region: 158-1531 (457 amino acids)
Biological process (GO): modification-dependent protein catabolic process; protein ubiquitination
Cellular component (GO): cytoplasm; nucleus
Molecular function (GO): protein tag activity; ubiquitin protein ligase binding
Source: RefSeq, a predicted model, not a curated record